Molecule: messenger RNA, 2129 nt
Organism: Helicoverpa armigera (cotton bollworm)
Lineage: Eukaryota; Metazoa; Arthropoda; Insecta; Lepidoptera; Noctuidae
Gene: Adi1
Product: acireductone dioxygenase
Exons: 4
Coding region: 108-665 (185 amino acids)
Molecular function (GO): acireductone dioxygenase [iron(II)-requiring] activity
Source: RefSeq, a predicted model, not a curated record
AAAAUACAGUGACAGGAAUGACAUUGACAGUUCUCAAUUUGUAGCUGUCGCUGAAUUCCACUUGCUACUAUUUAUUUAUUAUUAAAACCAUUGAAUAACAUCUGAAAAUGGUUCAAGCGUGGUAUAUGGACGAAGAAAAAACCGAUCAGCGUUUGGAGCACCAUAAGAAUCCGCCAGAGUAUGUUUCUCUCGAGGAUUUGUUCAAGAAAACCGGCGUCGAAUAUUUCAAACUGAACGUAGACACAUACACCACUGACGGAGUACUGGACAAUCUGAAGAAGGAGCGAGGCUACACGUAUGAGGAUGAGAUGACCUGCUCCAAGGAGUGCUUGCCCAACUAUGAGGAGAAGAUCAAGUCAUUCUUCACUGAGCAUUUGCACACCGAUGAGGAGAUUAGGUUCGUGCUGGCCGGUUCAGGGUACUUCGACGUGCGCGACGCUCAGGACCAGUGGAUACGCAUCGCCGUCAGCGCCGGAGAUAUGAUCGUCAUCCCCAGCGGCAUCUACCAUCGGUUCACGCUUGAUACUAAUAACUUCAUAAAGGCAAAACGCUUCUUCAUUGGGGAACCAGUGUGGCUGCCUUACAACCGGCCGGCGGACGACAUGGACGCUCGCAAACAAUAUGUGGAGAAACUGGAGAAAGGUUUCACUGUCACUGCUUGUUAAACACGAUACGGCGUAGAUAGCAAAUGAGUUAGGUAAAGCCAGCUGGUAAUAGAUAUGUUGCAACCUUUUUGUAAUUACUUUUAUAUUCAAGUUAAGUCACUAUGGAUUGAGUGGGUGUAUUGUAUCAGCUAUUAUAAAUAGAUUCGUAAAAAAAUGUAAUGUACCAUACAUAUAUUAUCAAGCACAGAUUAACGGCCAGUUCUUCUAAAAACCCAUUUGUUUUACUUACAAAUUAUAGUUCUAUAAAGCGCACUGCCUACUCCAUUUGUUAUCUACAUUUCAAAACUUUGUACAGAGGAAAAUGUCAUGAGCAGUUACGAAAAUGAGCCAGUUAUGUUAUUGUAAAGAAAUGAAAAUGAUUAUUCAGAUAGAUCAGUUUUUUGCUUUGCAAAUAACCGGAUAAUUUUUUUGUCUAUUGUUCAACAAUGAAUAAAAAUUUGGUUGCUAUAAAGGUCCUUAAAAUUAGAAAAUACUCAGAGCUAUUUUUAUUAUGUAUAGAUCUAUCUUUCGUAUAGUUAAGUAUGAAAAGAGUUAGUAUGGGUACUAAGCACUCCAUUAGCUUACUCAUCCAUGUUUUGUAAUGUUACGUAAAGUAAGGUGUAAAGAUUGAACAUCCAAACUAAUAUUAUAAAUGCGAAAGUAACUCUGUCUGUCUGUCUGUCUGUCUGUCUGUCUUUCUGUCUGUCUGUCUGUCUUUUCUUCACGCCUAAACUACUGAACCGAUUUGUGUGAAAUUUGGUACAGAUAUAGUUUGAAACUUGAGAAAGGACAUAGGAUAGUUUUUAUUACAAAAAAUAAAAAUAAAAAAUAAAAUUUAUUACGGACAUACAGUGCCAUCUAUUGGUCAAAUGUCGAGAUAGAUGGCGUUCCUAUGCUCCGUAGAUAGAUGGCGUUAAUCGCGCAAUGGUGUCAUUACACGUGUUCGGUUCAUGUUAUUGUUUUAAUUCAUCGGAAAAUCCAUCAGAAAAAUGUAAAUAAACAGUAAAAAGGUGUAAAAAAAUUAAUAUUAAUAAAAUAAAAGUUUUACUACAAAGAAAAUGCUCUAACGGAGUAUAGAUAAUUCGCGAGAUCGGGAACUAUGUGGGUAAAACCAAAAAUCUGCCGGAAGUCACUAUUCCACGCGAACGAAGUCGCGGGCAAAAGCUAGUUGUAAUAUAAAUAAUAAAUGUCUAAAUAGGUAUGUGAAUAUUUGUCUCUAUGAAAUUCUAACACACUUGAAAACGUAAAGUUUGCUCAAACAAAUGUGUAUGAAAAAGAAAAAUAUAAAGGAAAUGAAACUUGAAAAUAGUUUUCUACCAUUUCAUAUAAUGUGAUAUAUAUUUUGUAAUUUUAUACAUAUCCAUAAUAUAUUAAGUUUUAUGUAGGCCUUUGCCGCUGAUUUAUUUGUGUAGUAAUACAAUAUUGUUAUAAAUAUACAUAAUGUGGUUAAAUAAAUUAUAUUUAAAAACAAAAGGUUUUUUUCUA